Molecule: messenger RNA, 696 nt
Organism: Elephantulus edwardii (Cape elephant shrew)
Lineage: Eukaryota; Metazoa; Chordata; Mammalia; Macroscelidea; Macroscelididae
Product: sel1 repeat-containing protein 1-like
Exons: 3
Coding region: 1-696 (231 amino acids)
Cellular component (GO): mitochondrial intermembrane space
Molecular function (GO): protein binding
Source: RefSeq, a predicted model, not a curated record
AUGGCCGGCUUAGUGGACUUCCAGGACGAAGAACAGGUGAAGGCUUUUCUGGAGAAUAUGGAAGUGGAAUGCAACUACCAGUGCUACCGCGAGAAGGACCCGGACGGUUGCUAUCGUCUGGUAGAUUACUUGGAAGGGAUCCAGAAGAAUUUUGAUGAGGCUGCCAAGGUGUUGAAAUUCAACUGUGAAGAGUACCAGCACAGUGAUAGCUGCUACAAACUGGGGUCUUAUUAUAUGUUAGGAAAAGGUGGACUGACCCAGGACCUGAAAGCUGCUUCUGAUUGCUUUUUGAUGGCUUGUGAGAAGCCCGGAAGGAAGUCUAUGGAGGCCUGUCAUAAUGUUGGUCUCCUGGCACAUGAUGGCCAGGUCAAUGAAGAUGGCCAACCUGACCUAGGGAAGGCCAGGGACUACUACACAAGGGCCUGUGAGGGCAAUUAUGCUGCCAGCUGCUUCAAUCUCAGUGCCAUGUUCCUCCAGGGCGCCCCUGGUUUCCCCAAGGACCUGAACCAGGCCUGCAGUUACUCAAUGAGAGCCUGUGACUUGGGCCAUGUUUGGGCCUGCGCCAAUGCUAGCCGCAUGUACAAAUUGGGGGAUGGUGUGGAUAAAGAUGAGGCCAAGGCCGAAGCGCUCAAAAAUCGGGCCAAGCAAUUGCAUAAAGACCAACACAUAAGCGUCCAACCCAUAACCUUUGGGUAG